AUGAAAAUCUGCUGUUGGUGUCCUAACUCUUUCUUAUCUCUUGCCUUUCAGUUAUGUGGCUGCGGGCUGCUGGGCGUGGGCAUCUGGCUCUCUGUGUCGCAGGGCAGCUUCGCCACCUUCUCGCCCUCAUUCCCCUCACUGUCCGCUGCCAAUAUGGUCAUCGCCAUCGGAGCCAUCGUCAUGGUAACGGGCUUUCUCGGCUGCCUGGGUGCCAUCAAGGAGAACAAGUGCCUGCUUCUGAGCUUCUUCAUUGUCCUGCUGAUAAUCCUCCUGGCAGAGCUGAUACUGCUCAUCCUGUUCUUCGUGUACUCAGAUAAGGUGAGUGAGAACGCCAAGCAGGAUCUGAAGGACGGUCUGGCUCUCUACAACUCAGAGAACAACAUCGGCCUGCGAAAUGCCUGGAACAUCAUCCAGGCAGAGUGGAAGUGCUGCGGUGUGAUAGCAUACAGCGACUGGCACGAGGCCCUGAAGGAGAAGGUGGUUCCUGACCGCUGCUGCCAGGAGCAUUACCAGAACUGUGGGCAAAACUCCACAAACAUGUUCUGGAACAGGGGCUGUUUCGAGAAAGUGGAGGAAUGGCUGGAUGAUAACAAGCACAUGCUGGGAACCAUAGGCAUGGUCAUCUUGGUCGUGCAGCUCCUGGGCAUGGCGUUCUCCAUGACGCUGUUCCACCACAUCCACAGAACGGGGAAGAAGUACGAUGCUUAGCCUUCGGGGAAGGCACCCAAUGGAGAGGAGCCCCACUGCCUGAUGGGAUAAGACUCUGAAUUAAACACCCCUGCCCCCCUCACUUUACAACCUCUUGAGAGCAUUCUUUGCC
Notothenia coriiceps (black rockcod) is the source of this 820-nucleotide messenger RNA. RefSeq names its product tetraspanin 9a (gene tspan9a). The transcript is spliced from 6 exons. Gene Ontology annotation, cellular component: plasma membrane. The record is from RefSeq and is a predicted model, not a curated record. NCBI's taxonomy places the organism in Eukaryota, Metazoa, Chordata, Actinopteri, Perciformes, Nototheniidae. The coding region runs from base 1 to 708 and encodes 235 amino acids.